This is a messenger RNA of Mercenaria mercenaria, 4104 nucleotides long. RefSeq names its product serine/threonine-protein kinase 11-interacting protein-like. Gene Ontology annotation, molecular function: protein binding. The record is from RefSeq and is a predicted model, not a curated record. Gene Ontology annotation, cellular component: cytoplasm. The coding region runs from base 157 to 4104 and encodes 1315 amino acids. Lineage: Eukaryota; Metazoa; Mollusca; Bivalvia; Venerida; Veneridae. The transcript is spliced from 20 exons.
CCGGAAAAGAUCAUAUGCCUACCAGGAAAUGAUAAAUUGAUAAAUAUUGGCGAUACGUGAAGUUUUAGUCGAUCUUAAUUACAUUCGGAAACGGUACAUGUAACUUAGAAUGUAGGAUUUGAUAUCAUGCAUCAUAUAAAGGUAUACUGAAACAAAAUGGGAUCUACGACAAAAGCUGCUGAAAGGAAAGUGAUUAUAGAAUUAACAGAACUGCUCAAGAAAAAUUCUGAUAAAUUAUUGUCGGGGGAGACAAACUUGUGUCUUACCACAAGCUCACUGAGUGUUCUAGCAGUGAAUUUCCGGAGGUUCAGUGAGAAUACUGGAGAAGGCGAAUCAUCAGGAACUCAUUCUGGAAAAAACAGGAAAAAAGAUGAGAUAGAUUUAAAAACAUGGAAAGAAAACAUCAGAAUAUUGAUAGAUUUUGUCUGGAAAGUAAAAGCUUUAAAGAUUAUCCAUGGCUCGUACACCAUGAAGGCACCCAUACAGAUCCACAGGUUCAGGUCCUUACAAGUGUUGGAAGUGAAGAGGGUACCAAUCCAUAUGGUUGAAGGACUAUCGAAAUUGAGGGGUCAGCUACAGGAGUUAACUGUGUCCAAAAGUUUGCAGACAUUAAAGGACUUGUUGGAGAUCUGUGGUGGGGACAGGACCCCAGGUUUAGUAUGGCCUCAUUUGAAAACAGCAUAUCUCAGUUUCAACACGUUACAGGAGCUUGACCAGUCACUGAAUUAUAUUCCAUUUAUUGAAGUGAUAGACUUGAGUCACAACAGCAUAACUAAAACUGGAGACUGUCUACAGAGUCUGUUAGAAUUAAAGAGAAUCAACUUUGGCUAUAACAUGCUGAAGUCAGUGCCUCAUUUUUCCUCUGCGAGAAGAAUGAAAGUGAAAACAUUGGUAUUGCGCAAUAACAACUUGGAGAGUCUAGAUGGUAUAGAAGAGCUGGUUGCCUUGGAGGAACUGGAUGUAUCAGAGAACUUCCUGCUGGAUCACAGGGUCCUGCAAGGUCUGGCAGCCCUCAAAAGACUUCAAGUGCUCUGCUUGCUUGGAAAUCCUUUGAGUUACAGGACUGACCAUAGGAACCUGUCACUACAGUACAUACAUCCACAUGCUGGACUGGGUGUGUUUUUGUUGGAUGGAAAAAAACUUUCUCACCAUGAAAUUGAAGUUUUACAAGAAAAUCAGUACCGAAGUAUUUAUGAUCGGGAAACCCCAAGUGUUUUAAAUGGUUCUGGUAAGCAUGAUCUCAGAGAGCCGGAAUCAAAUAUAGCUGUUUCCCAGCUCAGUCCCCAUGGCAGCAAGAAGAAACGGGGACACAGGAGAAAACGAAGCAAGGGGAGAUUACCAAAGAUUGCAAAUAUUGAAGACUCUCUAGAAGAAGAAUACUUGGCCAAGUCAUCAGGUAAUUCACCAUCUACAUCCUAUGUAGAGGAUUCUGAACUUGAAGCUCAGAGACAAGAAGAUGAGAAGUAUUACGAGAGAAUGAGAGAAUAUUAUAAAGAUGAUUGGUUAAAUGCUUUGUCAGCCAACCAAAGUGAUAUGUUGCAGAAGAACCAGGCUGACACAACACCUGAAGAUGUUCCAGACACUCAUCAUGGCGAGAACAAAAAUUUGAAAGAGAAUGGUAUCAGUAAAGAGGAAAAAGAGAAAGAUGAAAAUCUGUAUAAAGGCGAUACUAAAGAGACACCACAACCUGUGGUUGAAGAGGUCAUACAUCCAGAAGUCCAUAGCCCAGUUACCUCUCCUGGCUCCCAGGGUCAGGGGCCAGUUCUCUCCCCUACAUCCCCACCGGGUGUCAAGAUUGGAGAAACAACAGAUAUUUAUUCCUUGCCGAAGUCAGAAUCUGGUAGCAAAACUAAGGAAAAGAAUACUAGAAGAAUUUUCCACAUGUAUUCAGAUGACGCUCCUGAUUCUCCAACAUCACCUACAGAAGAUAAUUCUGAACAGUAUGGAUCAGAAUGUGAGCCAUUCAUCAUGAUGUUACCAGAUGAUGAGAUGAAACAGUUGAUUGUGACGAUCAAUCAGAGAUUUAUCACAGAGAAAGAUCUCAGUGGGAACAAAAUAGCUGCCUUAGAUCUCAAAAGUUUGAAGAGAAUAAGAAGAACAGAGGAGAAAUGCUAUGGGCAUGAUAUUAUUGGAGGCUUUGUGUUUACAAUACUCAAUCUGGACUUUGAUUAUGUACGUAAGGAUCUGAGGCACAGACGAUAUGCUGUGGAGUCGGAGGAUGAGGCUAGAAGGUUUGAAUUACUUUCAUCACUUCAUAUAAAGUCUGACAGAGUGGAAAAGGACCAAAUGCAGUGUUUGAAGUGUCACCAUGAUUUUGAAGUGGGUUCUCAAGAAUCAACAGAUUUAAUUAAAUGCCCAAAAUGUGCCAGUAAAAUGCUGAUCAAGUCAGAAACAGUAAAAGUUUCCUCAUCAAUGAAUGAGAAAACAGGUGAAAAAUCAGUUGAAUCAUCGUUAGAGGUUGAAAGAGGGACAGAAAACAAAUCCAAAAUCUGGCGUCGUUCAACAGUUCGGAGAAGUAGAAGAGGUCGUGAACCUGUUAAAGAUGAUGCAUUUGAUGAAACAGACUCCAGUGUAGUGGACAGCAUCGAGAUCCCUGAGAAAUCAAGUUUAGCUGACAGAUAUAGCCUUGGAAGUAGUUUAAAAGAUCAUGUUGAUCAGUUGAUACCAGUGAUGCUACCUGGUCUGUCUACAAAUGGAAAUACACAAGCUGAGUCAGAAACAAAAGAAGAACUCUCAGCAACCUCUGGGUGUGAACAGACAAACAGCCAGUCAGUGACAGAAAUUUCUUCACUUAAGAAUAAUUCAUCAUGGUCAGACGUACGAAAAUCUGGUGCUUAUAAAUCAGGUCCCCGAGAUAGCGUGUCGUCUGUGGAGAGUGACAUUACUGUGCUUGUUGGAAAUUCAACCAGUCGUGGAAGUAUUGCUGUUAUAUCAGAAUCCAGUAACGAACUUCUCAGAACUUCGGCCACAAAUUUAGGACAAAAUACUAGGGAUAAAAGUGGUGACAAUGGUCAUGUGACUUCAGGCAAUAACAUUGUAACAAAUAAUACAGGUAUUAGUGGGACAAAAGAAGGGCAGUUAACUCCAGUUGGUUCCCCACUUACUAACAGUGUAUGCUCCAGCAUGGUAUCUAGUGUAUAUGAGAAUACUCUAGCUGGUAGCGGGGAGGACGCUACUUCCACGAAAAAUGGUGCUAAAGUUAUUGAAGCAAGUCUGAAUGAAGAUGAUAUUGCAGAAUCUGUGCCAAUUAGACGUUCAAAAAGUGGCAAAAAUGGCAGGCGAUCAAAUCACAGAAAUGUUACUAUUUAUGAUCAAGAUUUAAGUGUGGGACAGUUUGACAGUAAUGUCUCCGCUACAGUACAAGAUGCAGUAAGCAAAUCUGGUAGUAGGGAAGCAAGCAUUUAUGAUACUUCUGAUGCUUCUGAAAAAGACAGUACAAAAUUUGAAGAUGCUCAUGAGUCUAGUGGUCCGUCUAUCUAUGACACAGCAGUGUCUGAUGAUAGCAUAGAGACAAGUCAUGAUGACUCAGCAGAUUUGCUUUAUUCUAGAAGGUCACAUGAUGACUCUUUAACCAAUCAGCUUUUGUCUGGACAUUCAUCUCCACUGAGAAGAAAAGGAAGUUCAAGGUCAAGAAGUAGGAGUAGAAGUAGGUCAAGAAACAGAAGUGCAAUAUAUGUAGAAGAAAAAGUAGAGUAUGAGGCUGAGGAUAAAAAUAACAGUGCCAACAUCCCAGAAUUUCCUUCAGAACUUUCACCAAUUAAAAGGUCAAGGUCAUCAAGACAGUCAGCCAAAAAUCGAAGUGCUUUAUAUGUUGGUAACAAUAGUGAAAUCUCAGAUAAAGAAAACCAGUCUACAGAGACAUCACCACAGUCUGCUCAGAAUUUAAAUGAAACUGACAAAGUCAGUGAAAUAAGUCAGGAAUCAUCAUCUAGUGUUCAGUUGCCAUGGGAACAAAGUGGGAACCAGUCACCUGAGAAAAGUAGGAGAGAUGAAAGUUUGAACCAUGAUGAAUUUGUUAACAUUGACCAUAAUAUUAAACUCCAUUUGGAGUUACAAGUGUUCAAAGCAGAAGAGACAGCUCAGUGUGCAAUCCAGGUUAGUUAG